Sphenostylis stenocarpa is the source of this 279-nucleotide messenger RNA. The record is from the annotation of a GenBank genome assembly. NCBI's taxonomy places the organism in Eukaryota, Viridiplantae, Streptophyta, Magnoliopsida, Fabales, Fabaceae.
AUGCAAGGUGUAUCCAUUAGAGUUAAUGAUGACGGAGAACAUGAUGAUAGAAAAGAAGAUGCUACCGAAGGUUUAGGGGACAGGUGGAGUCCACUGAGUGGCUGGAAAUCCAGUUUAGUUUUCGCACUCACUCACUUUAUCAUAUCCCCGGAGUCAUCGAGAGGAUCAAAAGGGAAAAAUAAAGAAAAGAGAGGGACACAUUUGACAUUUCAGGACCGUGUUCUUUUCUACAGAACCUCGACCAAGAAGAAUCGCGGAGAGGGCGAGAGUGAGAAAUAG